Messenger RNA from Erinaceus europaeus (western European hedgehog), 2107 nucleotides. It is a transcript of the gene NUCB1, whose product is annotated as nucleobindin 1. The record is from RefSeq and is a predicted model, not a curated record. The transcript is spliced from 13 exons. Gene Ontology annotation, cellular component: endoplasmic reticulum-Golgi intermediate compartment; extracellular exosome. Lineage: Eukaryota; Metazoa; Chordata; Mammalia; Eulipotyphla; Erinaceidae. Gene Ontology annotation, molecular function: calcium ion binding. Bases 92 to 1462 code for a protein of 456 amino acids.
GGCGUGGCCUGGGGGGAAAUCUCUGAGGUCGCGGCCCGGGUCCCAGCCCGGGAAGAUCCUGGCUGCGGGGAAGGAAAGCCCGCACGCCGCCAUGCCUCCCGCGGGGCUCGGUGCCGCCCUGCUCCUGCUGCCGCCGCUGCUGCUCCGCGCUGCCCUGGCGGUUCCCCUGGAGCGGGGGGAGCCCAAGGAGGCGAACCCCGCCACCGAGAGCCCGGACACAGGCCUCUACUACCACCGCUACCUCCAGGAGGUCAUCAACGUGCUGGAGACAGACGGGCACUUCCGGGAGAAGCUGCAGGCGGCCAAUGCUGAGGACAUCAAGAGCGGGAAGCUGAGCCGCGAGCUGGACUUCGUGAGCCACCACGUGCGCACCAAGCUGGACGAGCUCAAGCGCCAGGAGGUGUCGCGGCUGCGGAUGCUGCUCAAGGCCAAGAUGGACGCGGCGCAGGAGCCCAAUGUGCAGCUGGACCACCUCAGCCUGCUGAAGCAGUUUGAACACCUAGACCCUCAGAACCAGCACACGUUUGAGGCCCGGGACCUGGAGCUGCUGAUCCAGACGGCCACUCGGGACCUUGCCCAGUAUGACGCAGCCCACCAUGAAGAGUUCAAACGCUAUGAGAUGCUCAAGGAACAUGAGAGACGCAGCUAUCUGGAAUCCCUGGGAGAGGAACAGAGGAAGGAGGCAGAAAAGAAGCUGGAAGAGCAACAGCGCAAGCACCGAGAGCACCCCAAAGUCAAUGUGCCUGGCAGCCAAGCCCAGUUGAAGGAGGUGUGGGAAGAACUGGAUGGACUGGACCCCAACAGGUUUAACCCCAAGACCUUCUUCAUUCUGCACGAUAUCAAUAGUGACGGUGUUCUGGAUGAGCAGGAGCUGGAGGCCCUUUUCACCAAGGAGCUGGAGAAGGUGUACGACCCCAAGAACGAAGAAGACGACAUGCGCGAGAUGGAGGAAGAGCGGUUGCGCAUGCGGGAGCACGUGAUGAAAAACGUGGACACCAACCGGGACCGCCUUGUCACCCUGGAGGAGUUCCUCGCCUCCACCCAGAGGAAGGAAUUUGGGGACACUGGGGAAGGCUGGGAGACUGUGGAGAUGCACCCCACCUACACGGAGGAAGAGCUGAAGCGUUUUGAGGAGGAGCUGGCUGCCCGGGUAGCUGAGCUGAAUGCCAAGGCCCAGCGCCUCAGCCAGGAGACGGAGGCUCUGGGGCGCUCCCAGGGCCGCCUGGAGGCCCAGAAGAGAGAGUUGCAGCAGGCCGUUCUGCAAAUGGAGCAGAGGAAGCAGCAGCAGCAGGGCCACAGCCAGCCGGCCCACGGCCCUGAAGGACAGCUCAAAUUCCGCCCAGACACAGAUGACGCACCUGUCCCGGCCCCGGCUGGUGACCACAAGGAGGCACAAACUUCUGAGAAGAACGUUCCAGAACAGUCCCCCGAGCUGCCCCGGCCAGACUCCCAGCACCUGUGAUCCUUCAGGGAGUCCCAGGGAUUCUCUUGAUUUUUUCCCCAAGACAGCUGAAGGGAGUGGGGCGAGGUAUGGCAGACAGCCUCUUCCCGGGACAGUCAACAUGUGUCACCUGCUAGUGGCAGAGUGACAGGCUGGCACCUCACGCAGCUGUGUAUCCACCGCCCUCAGCCUCCACAGCCUCCCACCCAGCAGUCCCUUCCGCCUUUCCCUUCAGAGGGAUCUGACUUCUCUGUAUCUGCUGGGGAUUCCCUGGGCCAGCCUGACACAGGGACUUACCAGAGGCUGGCCCAGGCUCGGCCCCUCUUGUCCCCUGCGUGUCCCCAGCUGCCAGGACCCUGCCUGCUGCUCUGGACCCAGCUCCUGUGGCUUUGUAGGACUUGGCUGAUUCCCUCAGGAACUGUCUGUCCCGUUGAUGGGGCCAGUGAUGCCUCUAGACACCAGAAACCUGGACUCUGCGUGAUCUGGAACCUACCCCCAGCCCACCCACUCCUCCCCACCCUCCUCCCCACGAAGUGACCCCACUUCACCUAGAAGAAAUGUCUUGCUCCCAGCCCUUCAGUCUGGGUGGGGGGAACCCCUGAGCCCUCACCCCCUUGUUCCGUGUUUGACUCUGUAUCAUUCAUCUAAAUACAUUUUCUGCACCAA